Messenger RNA from Helicoverpa zea (corn earworm), 2836 nucleotides. RefSeq lists its product as uncharacterized. The transcript is spliced from 3 exons. Lineage: Eukaryota; Metazoa; Arthropoda; Insecta; Lepidoptera; Noctuidae. The record is from RefSeq and is a predicted model, not a curated record. The coding region runs from base 1 to 2814 and encodes 937 amino acids.
AUGGAGCCCAUGCAGCACAAUCAUUUUACUAUAAAACUGGAAGGUGCCAAAAAUUGGAACAUAUGGAAAUUCCAAACGUCCGUAUUACUGCGUGGUCAAGGCGUCUACAAUAUAGUGGAUGGAACUUCGGUUAAACCUGAGGAUGAAGCACAACGAAAUCGUUGGAUGGCUCAGGAUGCGAAAGCUCAAACGUUGUUGGUCACAAGAAUGUCGGAAGAAGUCAUGUUACAUAUCAUUUCGUGUGAGACCUCAGCUAGUAUGUGGCAGAAACUACUGAGUGUCUAUGAACAGAAGUCUGAAACCAGCAUCCACAUACUACAACAACGUUUCUUUCAGUUCAAAUACGAUGAAAAUUCAGAUAUGUCCGUAUUUUUAUCGAAGAUACAGGAGAUGCAAAACCACUUGAAACAGCUCGGCGAAGCAAUAUCCGAUAAGUUUGUUAUAACGAAGAUUUUGAUGUCGUUACCGGAAGAUUAUAAGCAUUUUGUCUCGGCAUGGGAAUCCGCUCCAGAUGAUAAGCAAACCUACGAUAAUCUAGUCGCUAGGUUGUUAAUAGAAGAAGAGAGAAUUAAAGAAAAAGGCGGAAGCUCGCAAUCAUCGGCAGCGUUUGUGGCUAAAAGAAACAACAGAAAAACUGCAAAGUGUUUUAAAUGUAAUAAACUAGGACAUUAUACAAAGGCUAUAAAUACAGCUGCAUAUGUAAUUAAUAGAACUGGAAAAAGCUCAGUUGAUGGAAAAACUCCAUAUGAAUUAUGGUCAAACAAAACAUUUGAUAUCAACAACCUUAAAGUGUUUGGCACUCCCGUAUAUGUCCAUAUACCAAAAGAAAAGAGGCGUAAGUGGGACCCUAAAGGUGAAAAAGGUAUUUUAGUUGGUUAUGGAGAGACAACUAAAGGAUACAGGGUAUUUUUCCCACACAUGAAUACUGUAGAAACAAAAAGGGAUAUUAUUUUUGUGAAAGAAAAUAAAGAACAAAAAACAGAGGCUACAAUGGUGCCAUGUGUAUACAACCAAAUAGAGGAGUCCAACCCGAAUGAUGCUGAGAAGGAGGAUGCUGAAGUUCAAGAGCAAGUUGUUGAAGAAGAUGAUAACACAGUGAAUACCUUACAAAGUGAUUCUGAGGGCAGCUUAUAUGAACCAACUGAUAGUAGUGAAGGUGAACAUUCUGAUAAUCCACCCAUAAACCAUGAAAACAAGCGUGUCAGAAAGCAGACUCAAUUCUUUAACUGUAAUAAUGUUUUGGUAGAAGACUGUGAGCCUAAAUCCUAUGAGGAGGCUAUGAGGAGUCCAGAGGCAUCUGAGUGGAAGAAAGCAAUCCAGAGGGAACUACAGACAUUAAAAGAAAAUAAUACAUGGACAGCUAGCUACUGGAGUUUCACAGCGGAAAUGCUCAAAGCCGACAUUACCAUUACCACCGCAGCAAACGCACUGACUCCCCUUUUGCAGAACAUCUGGUCAGCAGAAGAGUUACCUGAUGACUGGAACAAAGGCCUUCUCAUCACCGUACCCAAGAAAGGAGACCUCAGUGAAUGUGGCAAUUGGAGAGGCAUCACUUUGCUCUCGACUCCUUCCAAGGUGCUCUGCCAGAUCAUCCUGGACAGGCUGUCGGGGGCCGUCGAGCCUCUUCUGCGUAAAGAGCAGGCUGGCUUCCGUCCCAACCGAUCGUGCACGGACCAGAUCAACACCUUGCGCAUAAUCCUCGAACAGGCAUCAGAAUGGCAGAGGGACAUGUACUUGACCUUUGUGGACUUCGAAAAAGCCUUCGACACGCUGCGAUGGAAUUGCAUCUGGGACCGGCUUCGUGAAAUUGGAGUCCCCGAGAAGAUCACGAGCAUAAUUAAGGCCAUCUACGGGAAAUAUUCUUGUAGGGUAACUCACGACGGCCUCGUCUCGGAGGACAUACCGGUUCAUGCGGGUGUACGCCAGGGGUGUCUCCUUUCGCCUCUCCUCUUCCUUGUUGUCCUUGAUGGCAUCAUGCACCAUACCACCAAGAACAAGCGCCGCGGCAUAGAGUGGGGACUAUCCAACGUCUUAGAAGAUUUGGACUAUGCCGACGACCUAUGUCUAUUGAGCCACACGCGAACCGACAUGCAAGCCAAACUGGACGACCUGCAACGAGAGGCCAUGGAGACGGGAUUAAAAAUUAACACCCGGAAGACCCAGGAAAUGAGGUGCGGAGUGACGUGCUCAUUACCGUUGCUUAUCGGCACAGAGGGAGUGGAGAGGGUCCACAAGUUCACCUACCUCGGGAGUGUUGUGUCGGAAACAGGAGGGACCGAGGAGGACAUCACGUCGAGGAUCGCCAAAGGGAGAGCAACCUUCGCACAGCUCCGUCCUGUGUGGCAAUCACGGAAGUUGACCAGGAGAGUUAAGCUCAAAAUAUUCCGGUCCAAUGUCAAAACCGUAUUGCUGUACGGAUGCGAAACAUGGAAGGCCACAAAAGACAUCUCGCGUAAGCUCCAGGUCUUCGUCAAUCGCUGCCUUCGUCGUAUUCUCGGUAUAUACUGGCCCGAGAAAAUCUCCAACAUAGAACUGUGGGAACGCUGCGGGGAGACACCGAUCGACCAGCAGAUCAAACGCCGCAAGUGGAACUGGAUCGGCCACACGCUCCGAAGGGACCCCGAUCACAUCCCGAGGCAAGCCCUAGACUGGAAUCCCCAAGGGAAGCGGAAACGUGGCCGCCCUAAACAAUCCUGGCGGCGGACGAUCAUUGCAGAGGCGGCGGCUACAGGCAGAACGUGGAGCGAAAUAAAGCGCGAAGCUCAAGACCGAACGCGAUGGCGGAGCACUGUGGAUGCCCUCUGCCCCAUCUAGGGGACAUAGGACUCUAAGUCAA